Molecule: messenger RNA, 1108 nt
Organism: Polypterus senegalus (gray bichir)
Lineage: Eukaryota; Metazoa; Chordata; Cladistia; Polypteriformes; Polypteridae
Gene: psma8
Product: proteasome 20S subunit alpha 8
Exons: 7
Coding region: 125-880 (251 amino acids)
Biological process (GO): ubiquitin-dependent protein catabolic process
Cellular component (GO): proteasome core complex, alpha-subunit complex; proteasome core complex; nucleus
Source: RefSeq, a predicted model, not a curated record
CCUCCCGGCUGUCUGUUCGCCCUUUAGACGCAGCGUGCCUUUUCUAAUAGAUUGCCAUGGUUUAUGAAUAGAAGGUUGUAUGUUGUUAUUUUCAGUUAACUUUUCCAAAGACUAAAACAGUGCAAUGGCUGCCAGAUAUGAUCGAGCUAUCACCGUAUUUUCUCCAGAUGGUCAUCUGUUUCAAGUGGAGUAUGCUCAGGAGGCUGUGAAAAAGGGCUCAACCGCGGUUGGAAUUCGAGGAAAAGACAUUGUCGUUCUUGGCGUGGAAAAAAAAUCUGUUGCAAAAUUGCAGGAGGAAAGGACGGUGCGAAAGAUCUGUGCACUUGAUGAGCACGUAUGCAUGGCAUUUGCAGGGUUAACGGCAGAUGCACGUAUUGUAAUUAACAGAGCACGUGUUGAAUGUCAGAGCCACAGACUUACGGUUGAAGAUCCUGUUACAGUGGAGUACAUUACACGCUAUAUUGCCACCCUGAAACAGCGUUACACUCAGAGUAAUGGACGAAGACCUUUUGGUAUCUCCGCCCUGAUUGUUGGCUUUGAUUAUGAUGGAACUCCGAGACUGUAUCAGACUGACCCUUCUGGAACAUAUCAUGCUUGGAAGUCAAAUGCAAUCGGUCGUAGUGCAAAGACUGUGAGGGAAUUUCUGGAAAAAAACUAUACUGAAGAGGCGAUUGCAACUGACAAUGAUGCCAUAAAGCUUGCAAUCAAAGCGUUGCUAGAAGUUGUUCAGUCUGGAGGAAAGAACAUUGAGCUUGCUGUUAUUCGGAGAAGUCAGCCUCUUAAGAUUUUGGAAUCCAAGGAAAUAGAAACACUAGUUGCAGAAAUAGAGAAGGAAAAGGAGGAAGAAGCUGAGAAGAAAAAACAGAAGAAAGCCACCUAAACUGGACUGACUUUUUAAUAGGAUGCUUUCACUUUCAACAAGAAUAAGCACUACGUUUACUCAAAACCUGUUGCUUUCAUUACUAAAACUGUUACAGUGUUCAUAUUGGAUCAAUAAGCUAGAAAUGGAUAUACUUGUAAAACAGCUUUUUAUUUCUUAAGUGUAAGGGAAGAAGUAUUUUGUAGUAGUUUGAUCUUCAUGAAAUGGAAAAUAAAGACCAGUGCUGCA